Messenger RNA from Ornithorhynchus anatinus (platypus), 4499 nucleotides. It is a transcript of the gene GID4, whose product is annotated as GID complex subunit 4 homolog. The record is from RefSeq and is a predicted model, not a curated record. Lineage: Eukaryota; Metazoa; Chordata; Mammalia; Monotremata; Ornithorhynchidae. Gene Ontology annotation, biological process: protein targeting to vacuole; negative regulation of gluconeogenesis; protein catabolic process in the vacuole. Gene Ontology annotation, cellular component: GID complex; extrinsic component of membrane.
GGCGGGGUCGGCGGCCCCCGGCCCGCUCCCCUCCGCACCCUGGCUCCGGGGGACCCCGAGAUGCCGGUCCGCACCGAGCGCCCCCCCCCCUCCGGCCGGUCUUCCUCCUCCUCCCUCAUCCCGCCGCCCCCCAUCAACACCCAGCAGCCCGGCGUGGCCACCAGCCUGCUCUACAGCGGCUCCAAGUUCCGCGGCCACCAGAAGAGCAAGGGCAACUCGUACGACGUGGAGGUGGUGCUGCAGCACGUGGAUAUGGAGAACUCUUAUCUUUGUGGAUAUUUGAAGAUUAAAGGCCUAACUGAGGAGUACCCAACCCUUACUACCUUCUUUGAAGGGGAAAUAAUCAGCAAGAAGCACCCAUUCUUAACCCGAAAAUGGGACGCAGAUGAAGAUGUGGAUCGUAAACACUGGGGGAAGUUCCAGGCUUUUUAUCAGUAUGCAAAAACUUUCAACUCAGACGAUUUUGAUUAUGAAGAACUGAAGAAUGGCGAUUAUGUCUUCAUGAGGUGGAAGGAACAAUUCUUAGUCCCAGAUCACACGAUCAAAGACAUCAGCGGUGCUUCCUUCGCUGGGUUUUACUACAUCUGCUUCCAGAAAUCGGCAGCCUCUAUAGAAGGCUACUACUAUCAUAGGAGUUCAGAAUGGUAUCAGUCCCUAAAUUUGACUCAUGUUCCCGAACACAGUGCUCCCAUAUAUGAAUUUCGAUGACGACCGUUGAGGACGAUAACCAAGCUGAACCGCACUUGGCAGAAGAGAUCCCGGGCCGCCAAGAGAAUUGCGUACCUGCCGGAACCAGGGGAAAAUGUGCUCCCGUCUCUCAUUGGGCGACUUGCAUCAGAAAAGCAUGAAUGAUAACCCAUAGAAUCCAAGAAGCAUGGCUGACCGGGGGGGCAGAUGGAGGAAGCAAAACUUCAUUCUUCCUCUCUCUGAGUGGCAGUUUGUUUUUAAUCUGGUUUUUAAGCUACCUUUAAAUGCACUUUUCCUUAUUGCACAGCUAACUUCUAUAUCACUCAACCGCCCCUCCCUCCAUUCAAACACCGAGAUGAGUCGACCUGUUCUCCGGUGACACACCCAGCACCUGCUCGGUGCUCCGUGUUUCACGUUGACCCUCCCUAGCGUGGGUCGAAAGGGCCAGAUCCGUGGCCUUUCCCCCUCUCCCCACCGCCCCCCCCCCGGGGUCUGACACUCUGUCUGGUGGCCCAAGGGGUCACCCAGCCCGGGCACAUACGUGCCCCCACAAGGUUUUGUGCAGGGAAUGGGCAAAACUGCGACGUCUGCUAAUGAAGCCCGCGGCUGAGGCAGAACCCGGUCUUGAAAGGCCCGAUCAAUCUUCACUUCCGAUUGGUUAAUGAGACCGACCAGAGUCGCCGAACUCUGGAAUGCCGAACGGCUCGUAAGCGGUCGUUGGGCUCCUUGGGCAAGCCAGCUGGGAGAAUGCCAUUCAAGACUUCCAGGCCCUCUGGAGCAGCGGAGCCAAAUUUCGUUUGCUCGAUAGGUUUUCCCUGAAUUUACCAACUCGAGGGUAAAACUGAACAAUAGAGAUAAGAGUUUUUUUUUAUUAUUAUUAUUACAAAAGUUAUUUUUAUGGUCCCUUGAACAAGGGCCCGACGGCAAAUGCACAAUUACUCAGAAUUGCAUUUUAUUGUUUUCACAUUGAAAACAGCAAAUGUUGAAACUUAUUAGUUUUUUAUAUAAUGUGUCUAUUUAAUCAACCAGCAGUUUUGAAACUCUUCAUCCUGGUACAAAAGUUUUGCAGCAGCGCAUACAUUUACGCUCAGCGAAAGAACAGUUUAGCAUUUGUACCUCCUCCUUUUGCUAUACAGAAGGACAGCGCUUGAUAAGAACCUCUUUAUCAAGCGGAAGGAGCGGUCGUAAUGAUGACUUUGAAAUGUUGAGGAGAAAGACAUUAACCAUGUUCAGAUAACUCAAAGGCUCGUGUGCCAAAGUGUGCUUGGGUUUUCUUUUUUUCUUUCAAUUUAAAAAGUUCAAAGUUGGUGUCAGCUGUACAUUCGAUACGUGACCCUCAUCUACGUGCAGGGCUUUGGGGAAAGACCCGUACACUUGCAUUUUCUCGUGGUUUAUAGACUUUUACUUUACAGACAAGAGAAGUAGCUUUACCUCAGCAGAAUUGUAGCCCAAGGAAGCAAAACAAUGUAAAAUUGUUGACUGGGCAAUUAAAGAAAAUGCGGGGCCCUUCACUUAAUUGAAUGAUGUUUAAAAAAAAAACAAACUUUUUUUCAAACUAACUUUUAUUUUUAAUGUUAUAUGUACUGUAUAUUGCAAAGGCUGAAUGCUGGGGUGAGCCUUAAGAAGUAUUGGGGAAUGUUUUUGACAGGUGUGUUCUAUAGACCCUAAAUGGAGGAAGGCAGAAGUGAUGUAUCGGCUUGAUCUGGUCAGGGGGGAGCAGGGAGAAGAAAAAGGAGAUGAUCCCGAAUGGAAUUCUUUUUCUACCUUUUACCCGAGCUCAGAAGUGAGUCAGAAAACUGGCUUUCGGAAAAGGCAGAAGUCACGAGGUUUCUGGCUUUUGUUCAUUCUGCUACAGUGUGGACCUGGCUAACUUCACCCUAAUGAGAAAAGGCGCCCUGCUGCAGCUUGGCAAAUAGGCAAGGUGAACGUGAUGGAAAAACCAGAGACAGUAUCCCACCUUUUGCUUGGCCCAUUUAUUAUGUAGCAAGUGCUGUUGGGUUUAACUUCUUUCUCACGGCUCAUAGCAUUCUAGUCAAUAUUCUGCCGUAUAUUUUGCAAAGACCCUGAAGUUUUAGCUACGUGAGCCCACGUUGCAGCUUUCUGCAGUUGAAGUCGGCAGAGAAGUUGGACUGAGACUCCUUGGUUGGAUUUUCGGGGGAGGGACGAGGGUGGGAAGAGAGAAUGGCUUGCAGAGGAUCGAAUGGAAAGGAGCGGGAUUCCCCCGAAGGAUCUGAUUAACCGAUCGAGGGCAAGUUUCCAGUGGUGUUGAGAGAAGGAAGAGGAGAAAGGAAGAAACUCUGUACUGGAUCUUGAUCCUUUCGGGCACCUGGCGUAGAUUCUGUGACCGAAAAUCUCUCCAGUGGGGGUGCAGGGAGAAAAAUGAAGUGCUGAUUUCUACCUCCUGUCGCAAACACCGUGGUUUGUCUGUCUUGACUCCUCCCUUGCGCACCAAGAAUUUACUUACCUCUUCCAGUCUGUUUUUGGAAAUGAUUUCCAUUGGCAGUAACUUUUUUUUUUUUAACCUUGACCCUCGUCAAGGGUUGUUUACAUGCCUUUAGUAACGUGUGCAAUAUUUUGAAUUGACAUUUAGAUCCCAAAUUAAGAAAUAAGUGCAAAAUUCAGAUCCGCCGUCAUGGGCUGUCACACUAAGCAGAGCUUUCGAGAGGACCGGACGGUCGCAGUACCCGGUGAAGGGAGGGAGCCUGAUGGAACUGGGUCAUCUUUACGCGGCUGUCCAGGAAGCCGUCGUUCUGAUCGUUGGGCCUUGUCGUUCUUGGUGUGCAAGAAAAGGUUCUUUCCCUUCCCUCUCUUUUAAUAGCAUUUCAGCUGAAAUCCCAAAUGAACAGAUUAUGCUUAAUUCUCAUCAGAAGGUCCGUAUGCCAGUUAUAACCAUUAAUAUCAAAACUAUAAACCAUAGGGGAAUGGUCUUUGGUUUCAGAAAUGGAACUUUUGCCCUCUCAGGCCUUGAUCUUUUUUUUUCCUCAUAAAAUGGAGUCUGAUAAGCUAAUAUGAAAGAAUUGCCAUUGAGUAUGUCGCAUUGUGGUUUAAAACAACUAACAAGAGGUUUUGGGGUGGAGGGGGGAAGCAAGAGUUGAUCUUUGAAUCUUAUAGAAGGUUUUUUUUAUUAGCUCCAAGGGGGUAUAAAGUUUUAUUGGUGGGGGGUGGGGGGAGUUAUUUGGAAUGGAUGUGGAAAAGGAUUAAGGUGGGAGAAAUAUUUUGCAGAGCUAUCAAUGUCCAAAUAAAAAAACAUAUAAUAAAUGUGUGUGGGCUGUGUGUGUGUGCGCAUGCAUGGGAUUGCGUUCUAUUUUGUAAACAAAAGCAAAUUUUUUUUACAGGAAGUAAUCAUUGGAUUUGUGAUGGUCAUGGCAUGUAGGGUAGUUACAAUUGAGCAACUUGGAACCGUCUCUGCAGUUUCCCAAGUAGGAUUGGCUUUGGUACCAGAGUUAAUUCAGUUCAGUCUGGUUACCCAUUGUCUCCUGGCUCCCACCUCCCCCUCACCCCACACCAUUCUCCUCAUCAUCAGUACUUGUUUUCAGCAGGGUAUUUCACUCACCGUCAAAUGCCAUUUGGUUUAUCUUUAAAUUUAACUUCUCAGAGGCAGCCAAUUUUAAAUUACAUGUGAGAGAGGAAGAGGCUGAUUUUUAAAGUGGAAUUUAAUCAGGUUGAAAUAUCAGGAACAUUUUAACCACUGUUUGGUGGCAAAGCCCCCCUUUUUGACUCUCAGCAACUUGAUUUUACUGUUUUUCAUAUUGUAAAAAACCUGUGAUGCAAAGAAGGGAAUGGGCUCUAUUAAAGUGAGAGAACUCGUCAAA